Molecule: messenger RNA, 6860 nt
Organism: Haliotis rubra (blacklip abalone)
Lineage: Eukaryota; Metazoa; Mollusca; Gastropoda; Lepetellida; Haliotidae
Product: kelch-like ECH-associated protein 1
Exons: 5
Coding region: 276-2180 (634 amino acids)
Molecular function (GO): protein binding
Source: RefSeq, a predicted model, not a curated record
UUAGUUACUGAUGGCACAGCAGGAGAGGUUCACUCAGAACGGGAAGAUUUCCUUCAUACAGGAAAUAUUUAAUACGGAUACAGGGAACAUUUAUUUUCCCCACAAAAGUUAGUUGUGUUCAAAUUGGUUAGAACUGCAAGAAACGGAAAAGAAAAAUCGGCAUCGGCAGUUCGCAACAGUUCGCGACAGUUCAUCGUCCCAAUUACAGUUUAUAGUUUGUCAUUGUGAAUGCCGUGCAUCUGGAUUUUGUGCUGGCUCUUCAUAAAUCCACAACUAUGAGAAUAUAUGAUGAUCCUGUCAAGUGGUGUGGUGAAAAUGAGCAAUGUUGUCAGUCUUGCUGGAGCACAGACCAAUGUCAAGAUGACGCUAAUUCUAAGGAUCUUCAACAAGCAGCUCAGCCACUUGUAGAAGGGAGCAAGAAUAAGAAGAUCAAAAUGGCGGCAUCUAUACCUUCAUCAUGCUACCGGCCGAAGCCACAGAUCACAGACACACCCCCAGAUGGCAGCAUGAACUUCACUAUUAUGAAGCACCCGAAAGAGGCAUUAGAAAUAAUGAGCAUCCUCCGUCGGACUAAAAAAUUGUGUGAUGUAACACUGAUUGUUGGAGAGGAGAAGCUAAUGGCUCAUAAAAUAGUACUAGCCGCGGCCAGCCCAUAUUUCCGUGCUAUGUUCACUGGCGGAAUGAGGGAGGAGGAAAUGUCGUCCAUUCCGCUGCAUGGUAUAUCACCAUGUACACUAGCUGUUCUUGUGGAGUUUGCUUACACUGCUGAAAUACACAUCAACGAAAUGAACGUUUGUUACCUUCUUCCAGCUGCCACCAUGUUCCAGAUGACGCAUGUAGUCGAGGCUUGUAGUGUUUUUCUUGAGCACCAGCUUGACCCUAGUAACUGUAUUGGUAUUGCUGACUUUGCAAGCGAACAUGGCUGCCCAGAGCUUGAAACGAAAGCAAGAACCUAUAUCUACAAACACUUCUGUGAAGUUAUCAAAUGUGACGAAUUCCUCAUGCUGAGUCCUUGCCAAAUGAUACAGCUCAUCAAGCAAGAUGAACUGAAUAUCCGAUGUGAGUCGGAAGUGUUCCAGGCAGUGAUUCGAUGGGUGGAAUCAGACACGGAAAAACGUCUCAGCAAGUUGGAAGGUCUCUUAGCGGCAGUGAGGGUUCAGUUCCUGUCUCCAUGUUUCCUAGAACAACAGCUCAAAGACUGCCAUAUUCUCAAAAAGAUGCCGCAGUGUCUACAGACUCUCAACGAUAAACUUCGAAGGCUCAAACUUCAUGAAAAAUGUCCCGAAAAGCCUCGAUUACCUUGUGCUCCGCUUGUUAUCUUUUGUGCUGGUGGUUACCUUCGACAGUCCCUAAGUAAUUUUGAGUGCUAUAACCCAAAGUCAAAUCAAUGGCAUCGUCUCCCUGACUUGCCAACCCCUCGCAGUGGACUCAGAGCGUGUUUAGUUCGGGGAGCUCUCUACGUUGUUGGAGGAAGGAACAACUCCCCAGACGGUAACAUGGAUUCCAACACGUUAGACAUGUAUGACCCCAUGAGGAAUGUAUGGACGCCACGAUCACCGAUGACAGUCCCCAGGAAUCGUGUGGGUGUAGGAGUGAUCGAUGGAAUGAUCUAUGCUGUUGGAGGUUCUCAAGGACAAACUCACCAUAAGUCUGCUGAAAAAUAUGACCCUGAACUAGACUGCUGGACAAUGGUAUCCACCAUGUCCACCAAUCGUAUUGGUGUGGGAUGUGCAGUGGUAAAUCGCCUGCUGUUUGCUGUUGGAGGAUAUGAUGGACAAAAUCGUCUGAAGAGCGUUGAAUGUUACGACCCUGAAAAGGACGAGUGGCAUUUUGUGGCCCCAAUGAAUACUAUGAGAAGUGGUGCUGGUGUUAUUGCUAUGGACUGUUACGUAUAUGCUGUGGGUGGGUACGACAGCACCUCUCAGCUGAGAUCUGUGGAGCGCUACCAUACAGAAAACAACUCGUGGGAGUUUGUGUCCCCCAUGAACAGCCCACGGAGUGCUCUCAGUGUGGCAGUCAUCAACGACCGACUCUAUGCUCUAGGUGGCUAUGAUGGCAACGAUUUCCUGUCAACUGUUGAAUGUUACAACCCUGACACCAACCAGUGGACGGAGGUGACAAACAUGACAUGCGGCCGCAGUGGACAUGGGGUGGCCAUCGGUGCCGAGCCCAGUUUGUAGAGUCAGCGGUCAGCCACCCCUCCUGACCACACCACCAUGCUCUUAGACAGAUGAAGUCCCAACCUAGUUGAAACAUGUCGUCUGGAAGAUAUUAGGCAUUGUAGCAUCAUUUGCACUCUCAAGAAAGUACCAUCGAUGGACAGAUUGAAUGUUCAGGUCUUCCUUAACGGGUUCCUUUUAUGGAGGGCAUGUGUUUCCCAAGGAAGAGCUUUCAGUCAACAUCUUCUUGAAGAGAAAUACAUUGCUACUGACAACAUGUCACUAUGAUUGAACAAAUGCACUGACUGUUUCUUAAAAUCGUCAUUCAAUUGAUGAUUUUUACAGUUAUCAGAAAGACACUUGCAUAUGGAAACAUGUUUUAUCUAUCAGACAAGCAGUUUUGGAAAGAGACUUUGAUGAAUGUGAAAAAUCUGAUGGAGACAGUUGCAAGAUUGAAGAAUUAUGAAAAUUGGUGGCUGUGUGAGUUCGUGUGGGGUGGGGGAUGUGUUCCAAUAUCAUGCUCCACACACCGUAGUUACCAUAUCACUGCUCCAUAGGGCCAGCAUACUAUUUGCCAUACAACUAUUGCAAAGCCAUCUAUAUUGUUGAUCUGGCAAGAGAUAUCAUAUACUGUACUUUUAUCAACUGAUGGAUUUCUGUGUGUUGAUAUGGGUAUAUAUUCUCGGAUUUCUGUACCAGAAGAGGUGAAUUUGGACAAGCAUUGCCAUGGAAACAGCUUUCAUCAUGAACAACUUUGGUGUUGAAACAACAGUGUAGGGUUUGUGACUAGUUGUGAUCCAUCACAAGAAAAGAACAAACCUGAUAUCAACUAAAUGCUACAUUGCUGAGAGAAGGGACAGGAUUGUGCAAAUAUUUCUAGUUAGGGUUUAUUCCGGGAUGGUUUCUGGCCAUGCAAAGGAUUGUCUUUCAUUGAUUUACCUCAGUUCCUGGUAUUAAUGCUGUAUCAAUACUGACAGUACUUACAAUGUCAAUUCCAUGUUGAGUUCUGUGAUGUGUGAGAUUUGAGUGUUGCCUGUGGUAUGUCUGUGGAGGGGUCGUACUGUUGUUUGCAAUGUCGCGGUGUUGUGAUAGAAGGCGAGAUCUAAACAGUUACUAUGUAGCUGAGGUACUCUAUAGCACUAAUAUUUGCAGUGUAAACCCACCAAUAAACAAUGUCUGUCAGCUUGACUCCAGUUUGGUAGGUUUAAACUUUCAGAAACAUUCACCAUCAUAAUGAGUUUAAUUGCUGAGAGAGAUGUUAAUUAAUGAAGAUUAGAUUUGUAUCUUCUGAUUCAGUUGAAAAAUAUCAAAUUUAUUCCUACCACAAAAUGGCACCUGAAGUUCUUUUUAUUAUUACUGAUGAGUUAUCCAUGUGAAAGCUGAUAUAUCUAAUAGGGGUUUCAGCAGAAACAAGAAGACCUUGUUAUUCAAUCAGAAUCAAGCAUUUUUCAAUGUCAUGGUAGAAUAUAUUACUUGUAAGCAUAGUGCAAUGGAAUGGGGCCAUGUCCACACAGUUGUUAUACGUGUCAUAACUGGGGCACAGAUAUGGUCAGGGUACAUUAAGAGUAGUUACAGCCCUCUCCAAAUGCUAUGUUCACUGUUAUAACCCCAAUAUAUUUUGGUUACAUAUAUAUAGGGGCUCACUCGAUACAAAACUACAGAAAAAAAUAUAGGACCCUUGAACCACCUAUAAACACCUGGUACUCUCAGAAUUGACAGAAUAUCUAAUUCUUUCAAAAUAUUUUGUGCAUAAACGUGACUAAAACUGGUGUUAGUUAACAUAGGGUUGUUCAAAUUUUUAAUACAAUCUUUCAGUACCAACAAUUAGAAUAUAUAUGAUAAAUAUGUACACACAUGACUUUAGCCUUGUAUUCUGGCUGCAUUUACUUGCUGAAAAAAUAACAGUCCUUUAGGCAAACAUUUUUGUAGCAAUUCCAUCAGAACCACUGUUUGUUCUAAAGACAUUAAAAGUAAAUGAUUUUCAGUGAUGUAAUAUCAUGUAAAUGGACAAAGUUGUUCUGCCAGUUUGAAACUUAAUCAUACCACCUCCUUGUUUGGUUGAACGUGUCUCAGUUUCAUAUCAGGGUUCUUAUCAUUUGUAUGUUGAUCGUUUUGUUUACUUCGUUAAUAUCAUUUCUGUUUCUCUAUCAUUCUUUUGUUUUGGUUGAUAUUUUUGAACAAAAGAUUGGCUGAUGAAACGAAUUUUCUUGUUUGGUUUAGUUAUCAUUUCUCAGAAUCAACCCUUUUGUUUCGUUUGUGUAGAUUUACAAAAGCCCAUCUGCUUAAAGACUGCAAUACUUGUAGUUGUGGUUUACAUCUUCACAUUAUUAUAUCAAAAAAAGGGUUUGGAAGUGACUGAGAUAUUGUCUAGGCCAACUAUCAGUGAACAUCAGGCGAUAUAGACAUUUUUCCUCAUGUAAACAAGUCCUCUCAUAAUUCUAAAUAUGCUUGUGAAAACUUCUCCAGGUGGGGUGCGUGUGAGUUUUUCGGUGAAGAUCACUAAAGAAAAAAACAUUGAUGUAACUUAUUUAUUCCUUUUUAUACCUACACAUGUAUCAGAAUGCAUGUAUGGUAUGUGUGUUUAAGCGCCGGUAAGAAAGUAUCUAACAGUGUAUUUCAUUAUCACUAUUUAUACCAUACGUCAGUACUAUAUGUGAAUGGCAUCAUUGUUUCCAACUGCUCUUGAAAAAUGCAAGUAAAUAAUUAUUUCUGUUUUUUAAAGAUUUUUACCAGAAUUUUUUCAGAAUGAUAACCUUUAUAUGGUUCAAAUUAUUCUAGGAAUGCAAUAAAAAGUGAUUUGUAUUUGUCUCCCAAAGAUAAAUUUAAAUGGUCAUCAGACUAUGGCUGGGUUGAGUACACAUUUUCUACCAGGGCACCUUGACCCAGACCUAAUCACACCUUGUGUUUUAGGGGAGGAAUUCAUGUUUGAAUCUAUAACAUUAUCAAACAAUUUGAAACCUGUAUCAGGUCAAUAUGAGAUUGAUGUUAUGAAAGACUGAAUGAUGUCCAUUAUGAAGUGUUUACAAAGUUUUAGUGUUCUAUUGGUACAUCCUCUAUCUUUCAACCUGUCAGCCAUUACUGCUUUUCUCAACCACUAGCUAGUCACUCAACAACAGUUUUACUUUAAUCAACUAGAAAUCAAAACUUGAAACAAACUAUCCUCUCUAUAUAUGUUGAGCUCUUGUAGUAGUCAUACUACAUUAAAUACAUUUAAUCAUUGAGUCAUAUUUGUGAGAUUGUAUUAGUAAUGUCAUUACUCUUAGCUGUAAAUCUUCCACUUCAGCAGGCAAUAAUGUACAUUAAUCUCUAAAUGUGUAAAAAUAUGGUAAGAAGAAAAGACAAUACAUUGUUUUUUUCCCAGAUGCAUAUCUCUUUUCGCUGGCAGUAGUUAAGUAUCACUAACCUUAGUAAAAUUUAUUUUUGAAAAAAUGAAAGAAAACUUGUAUAGCAGGAUAUUAUUUCUCUGUUGACAGUAAUGUACUCUGUUCUAACAUGCUGGAGAAGAAUCAUAGAUAACCUUGUGAAAUUGAGUGUUCUCCUGUCCUUGUGCAUGGUUACUGAUUGCCAUUUCAAAAUCUUUCUGUGAUUCUAAGCAAUGAACCAGAGGUGUUGUCUGAUAAUAUCUAUCACCUUAUGUCAGAAGAUCAAACAGAAAUAUCACAAAACAAAUCUCAAAGCAGGUGCUCUCGCUCAAUCCACAAAUGUGGCUCACCUCAAUAGUCGUGAAGGAUAUAUUUUUUUUUUUAUAAAUGUUGUCACCAAGAAAAUGUUGAUUGAAGUUAAUACAUGAUGAUUUUGUAACUGAUCACAGAAAGCUAUCAAUGCCCUUUUGAUGUAUUGAUAAUGGACAAUAUCCAACUGUAGGCACAUACAGAAAGGCAUUUCUUACAAGCUGUAUGUAUUUGGUCAUUUUGCUCAUAACCUUUCAAAUUUCUUUUUUAAUACAACAUCCAAAGAAGGAUUUCUUUAUGUCUAAAAGAUAAUGAAUUUCAUACUUCCAUUUUCCCUCUUAAGGGAGAUUAAAAAAAGUAUGUAUGUGUAACAAUACUGAAUUAGUGUCUGAACUUCCACUAUUAGCUGGCCUUGACCUCCCCAUUAUGAUGAGGAGGUACUCUGUAAUUGUUAGUUGUCAUGCUAAUCUUAUCAGUGUCUGUACUACUUUACUUUCACUAGUCUCUAAACAUUGAAAAUAUGUUGAAACACUUGAAAAUUCCAUAGCAAUUUAUCUAUUAAGUCUAUACAAGUAAUCAUUAUCAAUAAGAACAAUCAAAUUAUCAUUGUUCAUUUAGCAGGCGUCUUUAUCAUCAGUUCAUUAUACCAUUGACAUAGUACUAUACACAACAUUUGUGUUAUCAAAAAAUAUUAAUUAAAACCAAAGAUGUCAUAUUUGUCUCCUCUCCAUUGUUAAUGAUUGGAGGAGUGAGAGUUCAUUACAAAUAUUUUCAGUUUGUUUUAGAGGCUAUUGAAUGAAAUUAAGUGUCAAAUAGAUGUACCUGGUAUGUGUUUCGUUUCAUGUUUUGUAAUUGUUAUGUAUAACCUGUUGUUAGUUGUCUGAGAACAUGUCUCCUGUCCAUUGUAUAUAGGCAAUAUUGUGCUCUGAGAUACCGCAGAAUGCUGCAUGGCCUUCCUGCAGUACCUUCAGACAAUUACCGAUCAUUUAUUAUCUACUGAUGCAAUUGAUAUUAAAAUAUCUGCAUCAUA